GAAUAGAAUUGUUGGAAUGCAUUGAAUGUCAAUAUAUGGCAUGUUAGUCCGUAGUCAUUUAUAAUUCAGACGUUUAAGAUCUGGGUCAUGAUUUUGAUAGUUGACAUAACUCACAGGUGUUUACAAAAUGUAAACAUUAGGAACAGGUGCAUUGUAUGUGCAUUGGACCGGUACAAAUGUUUGGCGAGUGUGGAAUGAGUGUUCGUAUUGUAAAACAUCAGCGUUUUCUCUUUGUUAAGCAUCCCUGUGUGUGAUGUUGGAAGUCCAGGUGUUGUGAAAAGGCUAUUGCAAUUAUCUCUUCUAUAUUCACAUUUUUCGCCUCUGGCAUUUAAAUAGUGCACGAUCAACACAGAGGUUUUGUUGUGAAAUGCUUUGCGUGUGAUUUCCGUGUGUUUUUAUUCGAUUGUUGACCGCUUUCUUUUGCCUUAAACAUGAACUUGAACAUUACCAUUAUUUUCAUGUAGAGUAACAUGUGCCUUAUAUGGCUUUUCCGUUUCAAGAUUUUUGAUGAACUGAUAUAUAAUUUUUUGAGAAAUUUUCACUCUUACUAAGAAUCAUUCUCACAGUAUAAACAUUAUAAAUGUUACUUUUAUAGUCCCCCUUUGUGCUGCAAAAUUUGUCAAGAGAAAUUUACGCAUAAUGACAUAUGUCCAGUUCGUAGUUAGAGCUAAGGCACGUGUGUCGGUACAUAAAUAUUGAUGAUUGGUCCGAGGAAGACCGAAAACUUGUUUUUCUUUUGCUCCGACUGUACACUCGUGUGUCGGGUCUCGUGUUCGGCCGUCUCCCGUCCAGGGAUACACAGUUCAUCAAAAUGGCCGCCACGGGCAAGAAGUGCGACAGCUCUCGCCCUGCUCCACAACGAGAAUAUAUCAUUCGACCGAGAGACCGAAAGGAACGCAAACACUAUACAGAUGACUGGGCUCUUGGAGAUGAGGAAAUUGAGGGCCGUCGGUCCUUCCGUCUGGAGGAUAAAAUUGAAACUGACAGAUUUCCACAAUGUUUUGUCAAAGAAAUGAAAGGAGAAGAUUUUAAUCUUGCCUACCUUCAGCGUCAUGGAUUUAACACACCUCUUUUGUUUAGAGAAAAAACUGGUUUGGGACUUCGAGUGCCUAGUGCUAAUUUUUCUGUCAAUGAUGUUCGAAUGUGUGUGGGUUCUAGACGAAUUCUUGAUGUUAUGGAUGUUAACACACAAAAGAAUGUUGAAAUGACAAUGCGUGAAUGGCAACGAUAUUAUGAUGAUCCUGAGAAAGAUCGAUUACUUAAUGUCAUCUCACUGGAAUUCAGUCACACAAAGUUGGAAAACUACAUACAAACUCCAACUGUUGUGCGACAAAUUGACUGGGUGGAUUGUGUCUGGCCUCGUCAUCUCAAAGAAGCACAAACUGAGUCAACCAAUGUGUUGGAUGAUAUGAUGUAUCCCAAAGUACAGAAGUAUUGUCUAAUGUCUGUCAAAGGAUGUUACACAGAUUUUCAUGUUGAUUUUGGUGGAACUUCCAUAUUUUGGCUUAUUCCUCCAACAGAGAAAAACUUGCAUCUUUAUGAACAGUGGGUAUUGUCUGGUAAACAAGCUGAUGUGUUUUUUGGCGAUACAGUAGAAAAGUGUGGACGAGUUACUCUGACAGCGGGUAAUACAUUUUUUAUCCCAACUGGCUGGAUUCAUGCAGUAUUUACUCCCUGUGAUUCUCUUGUGUUUGGUGGCAACUUUUUGCAUUCAUAUGGGAUUGAGAAGCAGUUGAAGACUGCCCAAGUUGAAGAUACUACACAUAGGUAUGUGCAUUGUCUACUUGGUCGAUCACAUCUGGACGAAGGUGGCGGGGGUGAUGAUGGUUCUCCACCUCGACCUUCUCCACCAGAGCCUCCCAAGCCUGAUCCGUCCCAUCAUAUUCAUCUCACUCCUCAGGAAUUGCAUGGCCUAAAAGCCAUUGUGAUGUUUCUGCAUUCCCUUCCAACCAACAAGAAAAAUGUUCCAGAACUCAUUCGUGAUCCUAUUGCUCUUAUUAAAGAUGUUCGAACAUUAGUAGAACAACAUCGUUAUGACAAUCCGGAAGCCGCUGUGACAGGGCGUCCAAUUCUGAGAACACUUGACGAUCCUGAUAAGGAAAAAUCAAAGGGAAUGAAGAUGAUGAUGAAGAAUUCUAUGCAUCGAGGGAUGGGUGUGCCUGGGAAACAUAAGGCUGGAUUGGGUGGAGGUUCUGCUUCAGGUCCAGGGAAAGGUCGUGGAGGGCAAGGCCCACGUCGACGGCGUACUCGGUGCAAGAAGUGUGAAGCAUGUCAGAGACAAGACUGUGGCGAAUGCUCAUUCUGUAUGGAUAUGGUUAAGUUUGGUGGACCUGGGAGGGCCAAGCAAACAUGUGUCAUGCGGCAAUGUCUCCAGCCAAUGUUACCAAUUACGGCAGCAUGUGUUACAUGUGGUUUAGAUGGUUGGGGACAAGAACCAGUUGUUCCCAUACAAAAGACUAAUCGAGAAACAGCAAGUUCAUUAAUGGAAUGCAGUGUUUGUUACGAAAUAAUUCAUCCUGACUGUAUUGCAAAACAAUGUCCUGAUUCAGAUGGAAUUGUGAAUGAGGAUCUUCCCAAUAGUUGGGAGUGUCCAAAGUGUUGUAAAGAUGGUAAAAACAUUGAGUACAAGCCCCGUCAUUUUCGAGCUCGACAGAAAUCGUCUGAAGUGCGGAGAAUGUCUGUUAGUUCUGACACUAGUUCCAUGGUUGAAUCAAAAGAUCAUCUGUCAUUACCCCACAUGGGAUCCACUGCUGCAGUAACUGCUGUCAGUGCUGCAACCCCUACUUCGUCAUCGUUACCUGCUACAGCAACUUCCUCAACGGCUACAAGUAGUGCAUCUCCAUCGCCAGGAAGUACUGCUGUUACUGUAAAACAGGAAAUGCAAGAAGGUAUUGAUGGAGAAGAUAUGGAGGGAGAUGCUAGUAGUGUCAGCAAUUCUGGCACUCCAAAAUCAUCGUACGGUGAUGGCCCAAUUCCCCUCAAGAGACCAAAAUUGGAACCAGAUGCAUCACCUGGAGAGACAAAAUCUCAAUGGGAAGAUGGUACUAAGACUGCUUUACCAGACCAUGCCAGUGGCAUCAAAGGCAGUCGAAGUCCAGACUCGCAGCCUCAGUGCUCAGGAUCAGCCAGUGCCAGCCGACCAAACAGUGCUGCAUCUGCUCCCAAUGGAAUGUCAAAUGCCUCUAGUGAACCACGUAAACUUGCUCUUCGCACCCACCUGGCUCAUCAAAUGUCGGCAAACUCAAAUAAGACAUUGCGGAGGCCCCAGUAUGUGGUGCGACCAGCUGGUGGUCAGAAAUCUGGUGCCAAUGGCGACAUGGCCAAUGGAGAUGGUUGCCAUGACUCUCGCAAUGGAGGUUCAGGAAGUAAUCCAGCACUAGACCGUAACAUCAUUCUCCCUGUGUUCCAGUAUUUAUCACCUGCUGACCUUGCUCGUUGCGCUGCAGUUUGUCGUUUGUGGUCAAAAUACAGUAUAGACCCGUCUCUUUGGCGGCGAAUGAAUCUCUCCCACAAUCAUCUGACUGCUGCUCACCUCACAGGUGUUGUUCGAAGGCAGCCUGAAGCCCUUCGUCUUGACUGGACAAAUGUGCCAAAGAGGCAAUUAGUUUGGCUUAUUGCACGGUUACCACAGAUGCGGGAGCUGUCUCUACAAGGUUGUACUUGGUCAGGAGUUAGUGCUCUUCGAACAUGUGUGUGCCCACCACUCACAUCUCUUGAUCUCAGCUAUGUGACAGGAUUCAAUGAUGGAUCAUUAAGAGAAAUUUUAAGUCCUCCCCCAGACUCUCGUCCUGGACUUGUCGACAGCAAAUCUCGAGUACGUUCUUUAAGGAUUUUGAGAUUAGCAGGAUGUGACAUUUCUGAUGUAGCGUUUCGGUACGUUACUCAACAUUUACCGCUCCUGGAAACUUUGGAUGUUUCAUCAUGCCAACGAGUUACCGAUGCUGGAGUGGCUCAACUUGCCACACCACCUGCAGCUACUAUUGAAACUCUUGUAAAUCUGGACUUGUCUAAUUGCCGACAUAUUACUGAUUCCAGUUUGGAACAUCUUGCUCGGUGUGAAGGACUCAAGAGAGUGGAUCUGAGACAUACUCCCAAUGUCACUGCGGCUGCUGUGGCAAAAUUGGCUGUUCGCCAUGAGCUUAAAGUUAUGGAUGCCAAACUAAUUGCUAAACGACCUGUAUGAAAACACCCAUGUAGGAGGUUCAGUCUAUUUUUCCUAGUUCAGUUCAUCAUAUACAUAGCAUUAUCAAGCUGGCUAGGAUCGGAACUGUUUCAUAGACAAAUAACUUAACUGAAGAUGUUUUAUUGAGUGAAGUGAUUGAGAUGAAUGUUUGGAUAAAUGAAGAAAUCAAUGGAGAAUUUCAUGGCAGGCAAACUUGUUAAUGGGGUGGAUUUGUGCAUGUGGGCAGUUUAUCUACUGGAUGUGGUCUGUCGGUGUUCACAUCGUGUUCACAUCAGUGUCUUGUGUGCAAUUGGAAGUUCCUUUAUGUGUGCUGUGCAUUUCUGAAGUUUAAAACAAUUCUUUGAGAAGAUGGGAAGUUCAGUGAUUGUCAUUAAUAAAAUAUUUGGUAUUUGUGCAAAAUUGUGAUCAUUAGAUGCUUUCUGUGUUGCUGGUUUGAUCCAUACAGUAUUUGUUUGUGUAUGAAAUCACUUCUUAGUGAACAUUUUUUUAAGUCUGGUGAAUAAUUAAUAGAAGGGUGUGUAGUACAGUUAAAUGUUUUCCUGUACUUCCCAUCAUCAGUAUGUGAAUGUGGUGUUAUAAUGAAACUGAAGUUCUAGAUCAUUACAAAUCUUGCUAAGUAUACAAAAGAAGUUGCAUAACUGCAAGUACUGUAGAAUAGCAAUUUUUGGCAGACUGAACUAUUAUUAUUAGUUCAUGAACAUUGAUGUUUUGUUAUGUAACUUGUUUCCUUUAAUGAAGUUUUAUGUAGUGUUGAAACAUGAAAAUCAAGGAUAAAUAAGUAGAUGUUUUAAACUGCAUUUUUUGUAGUAUUUGUAUGCUACAGUUUUCACCACUUUUCGGUGACCAACACUACAUCCUGGGAUGUGCUUACUACUCACCAGUCUUGUGUUGUUUGCUGACUUUGAAAAUGCCAUAAACAUUGGUAGAUUGUGUAAAUCUAUGGGUAGUAUACAAGCAUUGUCACCUUCCAAGAUUAUGCAUUAUAAACAAUGCAUAUUGUUUAGUGCUGCAGAUUCAAGAUAAAUCCAGUAAUGUUGUGACAUAUUCCCUUAUAGCAUCUGUCAAUCCUUCAAAACAUUUUCAUAAUUUUGUACAUAUUUUUUGUACCUACAUCUUUAUAAGAGUUCUAUGAAAGUUGUUUCUGUGGAUAAUGUAAACUGUUGAUUGUGUAUUUGAUAUUUUGUGAUAAUGUUGAAGUGUAAUUGUAAAAUUACAAUACUGGAAUGAAUCCAUAGUGUAAAAUUCUCAUUAAGAGCAAGAGCAGUGUGUUUCUCUCUUGUUUUUAUGGUAUAAGAUAAUAGAUUACUGUUUUUUUUUUUGUGUUUCUGCUAUAGCAUGCUUGUAUCCCGUGAUAUUUAGUUAAAAUUUUAAUAAUGGUGUAGUACUGUAAAUGAGAGUUGGCACAUCUUGGGGAUCUUUAAUCACUGUAUAUAACAUUUUGUUACAGUAUCAAAUGUCACAUUUUACAAAUGAAAACUCAAAAAGACAUAGUGUUCAACCCCUCUCCUCAUUUGUGAACCAGAUUAUGUAUAGCAUAGAAUACAUUCAUCACAUACCUGCCCUCAACUGCAAUGUAUAAUCUCGAAAAAUAUUUAAUUACUAAACAUCGUCUCUUUCUCAUAAUGUACAUAAAAAUGUAUAAAAUAUCUGAUUUUGAAAUAGUAUGUCUUGUAAUUACUUGCAUUUGUACCAUUUCCUUAGCCUUUAUUUCCUAACUGGAAAUAUUGAAAUAAGUAACAAUAAUUUAUUAAAAGUAAGACAAGAUUCAAUGAGGUUAUGUGGCAUUAUGUUGAAGAUAUGGCAUUUUGUUUAUUGUAAUAAAAUAUAUUUUAAGAGCUACAUCAUUUCUGUAUCAGAAACUGAUGAGUACAUAGAACUCAGUGACAGAAAAAAACAAGCGAAGAUCUCUCGUACUGAAGUGAGUGGAAAUGCCAGUCGGCCAGAUGACCAAGAGGGUCCUUCACCCAUUACCACGCCACCACUGAAGUUCUUUGUCAUCGUUGUUGAUGAAACAUUUGGAAAAAAAUUCCACUGACGAGUUCAUCAGCCUUGGAAACUCCAAUGUCUAAUUUGUAAAGAAAUUACCAUUUUGUUAAUUAGAAAGAAGAGUAUUUACAAGGACAUAAAAAAUGACAAAGGAAGCUUAUUAUUUGGAAGUGUGGUUGUUGGAAUCUCUCAUGGAAAAGAUGAGAUAAUAUAAUAUUAAUAUUUCAUCUUCAGAACUCAAGAUCUUGACCCCAUGAAGACCAGGCUCCUUUAUUUUAAAUUUCAAAAUGAAUUUUAUGAAGACAAAAUUUGUUCAAAAACUGAACAAAA
This is a messenger RNA of Gryllus bimaculatus (two-spotted cricket), 6499 nucleotides long. Lineage: Eukaryota; Metazoa; Arthropoda; Insecta; Orthoptera; Gryllidae. The record is from the annotation of a GenBank genome assembly.